This is a messenger RNA of Lactuca saligna, 1161 nucleotides long. The record is from the annotation of a GenBank genome assembly. NCBI's taxonomy places the organism in Eukaryota, Viridiplantae, Streptophyta, Magnoliopsida, Asterales, Asteraceae.
AUGAUAUGCAGAGGGGAGGAUGAGGUCACCGAGGAUGACAUCACCGAUGAAAUCCGAUAUAUAAUUAGGUAUUCCGUAUCCCACAGCGAAAAGUGUGGAUCCGCCGGCAUAUUCCAGCUACUCCGCCGUUCUCUGCAGAAGCUAGCAACAAAAUCGAUAAUGGCGUCGGAUCGACAGCAAUUCGAAGAAGGGAGCACCAACGACUACGGAUCAGAACUAAACACAAGUCCCACCGACGAGCUUGCGGCGGUCUCCGCCUUAGCAAGAAGCGCAGGGGAGUUGAUGAUAAUCCAAACGUUACACCGUUUCAUCGGGCCUGUUCUUAUACCAAUCCUUAAGCCUCUGAUUCGUGAAAUUGCAACGGAGCAGGUUGGAUUGGCUGAGCUUUUGGCUAGAAUGAAAGAGAACCCUGCAAACGUGGCAAGUACUUCAGUUCCCAAAAGACUAAAGCUACUGUUCAGAAACAGGAUUUCCCUUCCAGUAUACACAGGAAAGCGUCUUUCAGGAGAGAAUGGAAGCACCAUUGAAAUAGUCUUGGUUGAUGCUCUCACUGAGCAGAUUGUGAAUACAGGGGUCGAAUCUACAGCAAAACUGGAAAUAGUUGGUUUUCGUGUAGGUGAUGAUGGUGAUGAUGAUGAUGAUGAUGAUGGUUGGACAUUUGAAGACUUUCAAGAAAGGAUUCUGAGUGAAAAGAAAGGGAAACGCAUCCUCCAAGGAGAUACUUGCUUGCAGCUAAAAGAAGGCGUUUGUUUCGUGAAUAAGAUUUCUUUUACUCAUAAUUCAGAAAACACCAAAAACGGUUUGUACAGACUAGGGGCAGGAAUUGUGGAUGCUGCGUUGAUGAACAGAGUGGAAGUAGCAAGGACAGAAGCCUUUCUAAUGAAGGAUGGGCGCACUACUUAUUAUGAAAAACACCCUGACCCACGUUUGUCGGAUAAGGUGUGUUGUUUAAAACACAUCAGCUAUAAGGGUCCACGCUAUAAACAACUGAGAGAUGAAGGGGUGUUCACUGUGAAGGAUAUGCUGACUCUUCUCUACACAGAUCCAAAACGGCUUCAAGAUGUAGCUACAUAUUUCUCUUAUCUUUCUAUUUCUGUUGAUAUAGACCUCUACCUACUUUUUCAGCUUCAAGGAUACACCCAUAUCAUCCACUUCCUCUAA